Acomys russatus (golden spiny mouse) is the source of this 2793-nucleotide messenger RNA. RefSeq names its product integrin subunit beta 7 (gene Itgb7). The coding region runs from base 204 to 2588 and encodes 794 amino acids. Gene Ontology annotation, biological process: cell-matrix adhesion; cell migration; cell adhesion mediated by integrin. Gene Ontology annotation, cellular component: cell surface; integrin complex; focal adhesion. The transcript has 15 exons. Lineage: Eukaryota; Metazoa; Chordata; Mammalia; Rodentia; Muridae. The record is from RefSeq and is a predicted model, not a curated record. Gene Ontology annotation, molecular function: integrin binding.
GAGGUUCUUGCUCGGGAGAUGGGAGUCCUUCUAGGUCCUCGCCUUACCCAGCGUACCCCUAUCUGCUCCACCUUCUACCAGACACCCUCCGAGAGUCCCCCACCCCAGGGCGUGUCACUUCCUCCUCUGUAGCCUCUAGAUCUGUGCACAAAGGCUGCUGCUACCGCCACCACCAGAGGAAGGGCUGUUCCUAAGCACCUGCCAUGCUGGAUUCUUCAGCCGUUAUCAUUUUUCUGCUGGUUCUGGGCGGAGGUGAGAGUGAGGUCGACACCAAGAUCACAGCCUCCGGGGAGGCCACACCAUGGGAGGAUCCGGACUUGCCUGUGCCAGGGUCCUGCCAGCCAGCUCCUUCCUGCCAGGAGUGCAUCCUCUCACAUGCCAGCUGUGCAUGGUGCAAGCAACUGAACUUCACGGCCUCCGGGGAGGCAGAGGCGAGGCGCUGCGCGCGGCGGGAGGAGCUCCUGGCCCGCGGGUGCCCCGCGCAGGAGCUGGUGGAGCCGCGCGGCCGCCAGGAGGUGCUGCUGGACAGGCCACUCAGCCAGGGCGACCGCGGCGAGGGGGCCACGCAGCUGGCCCCGCAGCGGAUCCGAGUCACGCUGCGGCCAGGGGAGCCCCAGAAAUUCCGGAUCCGUUUCCUCCGAGCUGCGGGGUACCCGGUGGACCUGUACUACCUCAUGGACCUCAGCUAUUCAAUGAAGGACGACCUGGAGCGCGUGCGCCAGCUCGGGCACGCCCUGCUGGUGCGGCUGCAAGAGGUCACUCACUCAGUGCGCAUAGGUUUUGGCUCCUUCGUGGACAAAACGGUUUUGCCGUUUGUAAGCACAGUGCCCUCCAAGCUCCAGCACCCGUGCCCCAGCCGGCUGGAGCGCUGCCAGGCACCCUUCAGCUUUCACCACGUGCUGUCCCUCACUGGGGAUGCCCAAGCCUUCGAGAGAGAGGUGGGGCGCCAGAAUGUCUCCGGCAACCUGGAUUCACCUGAGGGCGGCUUUGAUGCCAUUUUGCAGGCUGCCCUCUGCCAGGAGCAGAUUGGCUGGAGAAAUGUGUCCCGACUCCUGGUGUUCACGUCAGAUGACACAUUUCACACAGCGGGGGAUGGGAAACUGGGUGGCAUUUUCAUGCCCAGUGAUGGGCAGUGCCAUUUGGACAGCAACGGCGUCUACAGCAACAGCGCAGAGUUUGACUACCCCUCUGUGGGCCAAGUAGCCCAGGCCCUCACUGCUGCGAACAUCCAACCCAUUUUUGCUGUGACCGGUGCAAUUCUGCCUGUCUAUCAGGAGCUGAGCCAGCUGAUCCCCAAGUCUGCUGUUGGGGAGCUGAGCGAGGACUCCAGCAACGUGGUGCAGCUUAUCAUGGACGCUUAUGAUAGUCUGUCAUCCAGGGUGACUCUUGAGCACUCUUCGCUCCCUCCAGGAGUCAACAUCUCCUUUGAAUCUCACUGUGGGGGCCCUGAGAAGAGGGAGGGUGAGGCUGGGGACCGGGGACAGUGCAACCAUGUCAGAGUCAACCAGACGGUGGACUUCUGGGUUACUCUUCAAGUCAGUCGCUGCCUCCCGGAGCCCCACCUCCUACGGCUCUGGGCCCUUGGUUUCUCUGAGGAGUUAACUGUGGAGUUGCACACACUGUGUGACUGUAACUGUGGUGACACCCAGCCUCGGGCUCCCUACUGCAGUGGUGGCCAGGGCGACCUUCAAUGCGGCAUAUGCAGCUGUGCCCCUGGCCGCCUUGGUCAGCUGUGUGAGUGCUCUGAAGCGGAACUGUCCUCCCCAGAUCUGGAGUCCGGCUGCCGGGCCCCUAAUGGGACAGGGCCCCUCUGUAGCGGGAAGGGACGAUGCCAGUGUGGACGUUGCAGCUGCAGUGGACAGAGCUCUGGGCGUCUGUGCGAGUGUGAUGAUGCCAGCUGUGAGCGCCACGAAGGCAUCCUCUGUGGAGGCUUCGGCCACUGCCGGUGUGGGGUGUGUCACUGUCAUGCCAACCGCACGGGCAGGGCGUGCGAGUGCAGCGAGGACGUGGAGAGCUGUGAGGCUCCCAGAGGAGGCCUCUGCAGUGGCCAUGGUUCCUGCAGAUGCAACCGCUGCCACUGCCUGGAUGGGUACUACGGGGCUCUGUGCGACCAGUGCCUAGGCUGCAGGUCACCCUGUGAGCAGUACAGGGAUUGUGCAGAGUGUGGGGCGUUUGGCACAGGCCCCCUGGCAGCCAACUGCAGCAUGGCCUGUGCUGGCGUGAACGUGACUUUGGCCUUGGUCUCUGAUCUGGACGGCGGCUGGUGCAAAGAGAAGACGCUAGACAACCAGCUGUUCUUCUUCCUGGUGGAGAACGUGGCUAGAGGAGUCAUGCUGAAAGUGAGACCCCAAGAGAAGGGAGCAGAUCACACCCGCGCCAUCGUGCUGGGCUGCGUAGGCGGCAUUGUGGCAGUGGGGCUGGGGCUGGUUCUGGCUUACCGGCUCUCCGUGGAGAUCCUCGAUCGCAGAGAGUACAGCCGCUUUGAGAAGGAGAGGCAGCAACUCAAUUGGAAGCAGGACAGCAAUCCUCUCUACAAAAGUGCAGUCACAACCACUGUCAACCCCCGCUUCCAAGGCCCAUCUCUCUGACCCAAGAAGCAGACUCACUUAGGACUCUGGUCUUGGAGGACAAUGGUGACAGCAGAGCAGGGUCUGUCAGAUGCCACUGCCGAGUGAGUGGUCAUCAGUUUUUUCAGUGGCCUUCAGAGGGCUGCUGUCCACUGCUGCAACUGUCCCAACCUCAUGAAGGGCUCUCCCACAAUAAAGUCUUGCUUUAGACUAUGGCCUCUACUUU